UAUGUUUGAAUCUUUUGACAAGAAAAGUAGAUAGAAUGGAAUUUUUCGAUUAAGCACUUUCUUAAAGCAUACAAAUAUAAAUUUUAAAUUUCAAUUUUUUAUUUUACAAAAACUAAAUGCAAAAUUCUACUCUGUUUAAUUUAAUCCUUUAAUCAAAGUAAGGUGUCUUCAAUGGAAGGAUCCAGAUUCUUGUGAGUAAUGUCAACAUGUGUGCACUAAAAACAAUUGGACAAUCAUAAUAACAUCACCGUGUACAGGAUCCAAGAGCUUACUGCAAAAUCUAUUAUUAAGACCAGUUUCUUAUAGCACUAUAUAUUUCACCAAAAAUUUACUCAAGAUCCUUUCAAACUGUUUUUUACUCAUCAGGAUCUAGUGAACGGAACACUUGAAUUUAGAGGUCUGGAAAGAGGAAGAAAAGGCUAUGGAGUUCUGGAAACUCUUUAUUGUUGCACUUAUGCCAGUGCUCAAGGUACUUUUGGUUACUGCCGUUGGAGCAUUCAUUGCACUUGAUUGCUUUGAUAUACUCAAGGACAAUGCCAGGAAGCCCUUGAAUUCUAUGGUGUAUUAUGUAUUCACUCCAGCACUUCUUUCCAGCAACCUGGCAAAAACGUUAACAUUAAAGAGCCUGGUUAUACUGUGGUUCAUGCCCAUAAACAUUCUUCUCUCUUUCACCAUUGGGACAGCAUUUGGAUGGUUAAUUAUUAAAAUAACUAGAACUCCUCGUCAUCUGCAAGGCCUUGUGUUGGGGUGCUGUAGUGCAGGAAAUGUGGGAAAUCUGCCUCUAAUCAUAGUUCCAGCUGUCUGUAAAGAAAGCAGUGGUGCUUUUGGAGAUGUGGAAGCCUGUUACAGAAAUGGGAUGGCUUACGUUUCUAUGUCAAUGGCAAUAGGAUCAAUUUACAUUUGGUGCUAUGUGUACAACAUUGUGCGCAUAUACACAUGUGAGAUUUCCAAUAUAAACAGAGUCGAUGAUUCCACAGUAGCUUCAGUAUCUGCAGCAGAAAGGGAUCCUGAAAACCUUUCAGCCUGUUCCACAGGACAAUUGGUCAAUGUAGGGAAGAUUUCACAGGAAAAUGAUCAGAUGGGUCAACUUGAAAUUGAAUGUACAAACAGACAAGCAAAGGUUAUUCAGUGGUCUGAUAUAAUUAAUUGGAACAUGAUUUCUUUAUCUUACACUUUUUUAUUGUGUUGCAGGUACCAAAAAGGAAAAGAUGAUGAAACAGUUGAAAAUGAUAGCCAAAGGAUCAACCUGAAGGCAUUAUUUGCACCUUCAACAACUGGAUCGAUUGUUGGUAUGGUAAUUGGUGCAGUAGCUCCUCUUCAAAAGGUAUUAAUUGGUGAUAAUGCUCCUCUCCAUGUAGUUCAAGACUCUGCAUCCAUGAUUGGUGAUGCAGCAGUUCCUGCUAUCACCUUGUUAAUCGGGGCGAACCUUCUCAAGGGAUUAAAAGGGUCAGGCAUGCAGACUUCACUGAUUGUUGGUGUCAUAAUUGUUCGGUUUAUUGCACUGCCAGCAGUAGGUGUAGGCAUUGUUAAAGGUGCUGUCCAUUUUGGGUGGCUCCAUCCUGAUCCAUUAUAUCAGUUUGUCUUACUGCUUCAAUUUGCUCUUCCACCUGCUGUUGCCAUAAGUACAAUGACACAGUUAUUUGGGGUUGGUGUGGGGGAAUGCUCUGUCAUCAUGCUAGCAACUUAUUCCUGUGCUACAGUUUCACUCACUCUGUGGUGCGCAUUCUUCAUGUGGCUUGUUCUCUGAUAAGCUUUGUUUCAACACCUUUUUUGAAGCUUCAAACAACGCACAUGAAGAUUCUCACGCAUCCUUGUUGCAUCAGUUCCUAUCUUAUGCAGAAGGAGAAGAUGAUGCUACAUUAAUUAGCUUAUAAUGUAACAAUGUAGAGAAAUUUGAAUAAAGCCUUUGCUUGUUGGACGAAGCUAAAGUUAGCCUAUGUAUUUUUUUUUUUUUAAAUAAAAGUUUUGUUAGCUAUAGCUGUUAUUAAUGACUCUGUCUUCGAAUGUUGAAAAUUUUGGACAUUCGGAGGAGAUUCUCUUCAUAUGAACAUUUUAAAUUUCA
Prosopis cineraria is the source of this 2062-nucleotide messenger RNA. Its product is annotated as protein PIN-LIKES 3-like. Lineage: Eukaryota; Viridiplantae; Streptophyta; Magnoliopsida; Fabales; Fabaceae. Gene Ontology annotation, cellular component: membrane. Gene Ontology annotation, biological process: endoplasmic reticulum to cytosol auxin transport. The coding region runs from base 422 to 1747 and encodes 441 amino acids. The transcript has 10 exons. The record is from RefSeq and is a predicted model, not a curated record.